ACAUGCGUUGUAAUAUAGUAGCAGGGUAACGGAAUCCAAUUUAUUCUGUACAGGUAGAGAGGGAGAGAGUGAAGAUGAUGGCGAUGAGAGUAAGUUGCUGCCUAAACCUUCCUCCUCGAGAAAAACCUUCACUCCAUCUCCCUCCUCCUGCCAACACGUUUUCUCAAUUACCUUCAAGGAAAAAGGAAGAAUGUUGGAGGAAGAAGAGUGCGGUGGCGAUGGCGUGCUUGGUAAUUGGAUUGAUACAGGUGACUGAUAUAAACCAGGAAUAUUAUUAUUCAAUUGCCGCAGGUGGCAAAUGGAGCGAAAAGAGAAUGUGUCCGCCAUGGCAUGCUAACUCCCUUGAGACCGUCGUGCCGGAGAAUCUCCCUCGGCCAUCUGCUCGUCGGAGAUGGCAGCUUGUUGCUUUCACCCCCAACCUUCGUCAGCCCCCACCCACAUGUUUCUCUUUGUGAUUAACCUAAUAUUAAAUUAAACUAAUCUCCCAUAACAUCUUAAAUCUAUAAAUCUUUGCUUUAUUAUCAAUAAAAAUCAAUUAUUAUUUCUAUUCACUAUAA
Carica papaya (papaya) is the source of this 557-nucleotide messenger RNA. The record is from RefSeq and is a predicted model, not a curated record. Lineage: Eukaryota; Viridiplantae; Streptophyta; Magnoliopsida; Brassicales; Caricaceae.